AUGCGCAACAACCCAACGAACACCGCCUGGAUGGCAGGAGGGACGGAGUUCGACGCCAGCUCUUACGGACGUCAACGCGGGGGUAAACCGGUUAAACGACCAGGCCUAGUCGUUAAGGGAGACGAACGCGCUAGGCCAGAGCAACCCUCAGGUGGCAAUAGAGGCCAGGUCGCAACCGAGCCCAACCCCAUCACAGUCUCCCAGAACCGGGGGCUUCAGGGGACAAGGAGGGAUGCCAUGUCUAGGAGAAAAGGGGAACGUAAAGGGAACGGACAGGGAAGGGGCGAUUCUCACCCACUGAGGCGGGUGCGGCUACUAAGCAAAGGCACGGUACGCGAUAACGGGGGUGAGACGGACGGAGGAGAGCCCUCACAGAGGCACGUGCUGCUACUAAGUAGUGGCGCGGUACGCGACAACGGGUGCGAGGUAAGCGGAAGGGAAGGAAGCGUGGUACGCGAUAACGGGUGCGAGGCGAACGGAACGGAAGGAAGUGCGGAACGAGACGACGGGAACGAGGGGAACGAAAGGGAACGAACGAGUUCCGACGGGACCGGGAACGGCAUGAACGAGCGCGUGGGAGGACAUGAGAAUACGAAGGGUGAGGGACCGAUCCAUGGAGGUGCGUCGACGGACGGAGGAGAGCAAAAGCGAGAGGAAUGGGGUACACCGGCCGAUGGAGAGGUCUACGAGGGGACAACGAUGAUACCUGGGUGGUUAUUGUGGCAAGAAGGAGAUGCUGCAGAACACGCACCAGAAUACCAGGGAUCCCUUUGUAGUGUGGGCAGGACGGCAGUAUUGCAACUCGGAAUAGUGGGCAAUAGGUGUGAAGGACUGCUAGAUACGGGGGCGUCCACGAGCUUUAUUCGUCCGACUAUUGUGGAACGACUGGGUUUGAAGGUACGCAUCCUGCCGGAGGCCCACUCCUUCACAAUAGCCAACGGUGACGCUAUACUCAUCGAUAAGGAGGUACCAAGAUUGUCGAUGCUUUGCGGAGGAGAGUGUUUUACUGGAGAUUCCCUGGUAGGGUCAAUACAGUAUUCUGUCAUUCUCGGGAUCGAUUGGCUAGUUAACCACAAGGUGGCGUGGUAUUUCCAAUCGGGCAAGCUCAGGACAUAUGCAAAAGGGCGGUGGUGCGAUCUGCCAGUCUUGCGUAAAGAGGGCGAGCCGACACGAGGCACACUGGCCGACUCGGAACCAAUCAAAACGGCGGCGGACCACGCCUACGACGAACUGGCUAAGCAAGUUGCAAGAAUGACAACGGAAGAGGCGGCAGCAUUUCUUCGCCCCCCCCUCAAAACGAUAUAA
This is a messenger RNA of Eimeria mitis, 1305 nucleotides long. RefSeq lists its product as uncharacterized. The record is from RefSeq and is a predicted model, not a curated record. Gene Ontology annotation, biological process: proteolysis. NCBI's taxonomy places the organism in Eukaryota, Apicomplexa, Conoidasida, Eucoccidiorida, Eimeriidae. Gene Ontology annotation, molecular function: aspartic-type endopeptidase activity. The coding region runs from base 1 to 1305 and encodes 434 amino acids. The transcript has a single exon.